CCAACAACAACCAAUCUUAACAAAAAAAUUUUAAACAAUACAAUUUAAUAAAAGCACUUUACAAAAAAAAAAGGAACACCAUAUAACAAGUAAUAAUAUUCAACUUUGCAUUAAAACACGCAAAACCAGUGAGUUCAAAAAAUAAACGAAAUACAAAUCUUGGAAUCUUCAACUUAUAUAAAUAGUAUACAAAUAUAUUAUACGGAUAUAAUCAGAGUGUUUUACACUAGCCAACAAAUCAGAAAAAAGCCAGUUAAAUCAGAAACAUUUCGAAAAGAAGAACACUACCUCACAGAGCAGAGAAAUAAAAACGAAAGUCAACCGAAAAGUGUACAAAAAAUAUAACGAAUCUUAAAACCAGUACAAAGCCCCGCAGUUUUCAAAGACAACUGCAUAGCCAUGCCAGUGUUUGAGCUUAAAUGGCGUCUUCAAUUUUAGCCCAGAGCAGCACAGGUGCUACCGUCGACAGCAGCAGUUUGGGAGCAACUGCAGCAGCAACAGCAGCAGCAACAUCUGUGGAGGCCACCGUAUCCUCACUGCACAAUACCCACUUGAAUCAGCUGAGCAGCCUCAGUCAGCACUACACUACCGCGUACCAUCAUCCGCAUCCACAUCCGCAUCACCACUACCAGCAACACUAUCCCCAGCAGCAACACCUCCAGCAGCAGCAGCAGCAACAUCAGCAGCAGCAGCACUGGGACUACUAUGCCAGGCAACAGCAGCAGCAGCAACAUCAUCAACAGCAGCAGCAGCAACAGCCAGCGGCCGCCACCAGCAACACCAACGGCAACAGCAGCAGCAGCAACACGAACGACAACUGCAACAGCAACAGCAACAACACUACGGUUCCAGCGCCUUUGGGCAGCAGCAACAGUAGCAGCAAUCAUGCUAAUGCUGCAACCGGCUGCAACCCUGGCCAGCGGCAACAUGGCGAUGCCAAUGCCAAUCCCAUUUCCGCCGCCUCCACCGCAUUAGGAGAUCCGGGUAAUCCGGGUAACAACACAACUAGUAACGCCAACGCCAACGCCAACGCCAACGCCAACUCGAAUUCGAACUCCAAUUCCAAUUCGAACGGCAGCUAUACGCGUCCCUGGGAAAUGGAGUCCAAGGACAAUGGUCCACAACCCCAGACGCAACCCAAUCAUCUGCAGCAGCUAAAGAGCGGCUUUGAACCCUUCUCCAAGUUGCCCUCGUUUCAGAGCCAGUUUCAUGGCUUCAAUGAGCAAUUACAACCAGAUGGUACACCCAUGCCAGUGCCCCUAGUACCGCCGCCUGGAUCGGCAGUCACAGCUCCUGCGGGUUCAGUAUCCGGCUCCGUAGGACUAAAUUCAGUAUCCGGCUCCGUAGGACCAAAUUCAGUCUCCGGCGUUGUGGGUCCAACAGCCAUGAGUUCCCUGCAAACGGUGGCUAUGUCGCCGGCCAGCAUAUCGGUUAGUUCGCCCGGCAUGAUGAGCGUGGGCUCACCUUUGACCCAGCUAUCGAGUCUGCAGACCAGCAUCACACCACCCUCAGCGGGCAGUUUUCCGGCGCCACCGCCGCCGAAUGCGUUUGCCCAUGCCCACCACGCCCUCAAUCCGCACCAUCAUCAUCAUCGAGGAGCCACUGGCUAUCCCACACCCUAUGCGGAGCUACCACUCUAUCCGGGAUUCACCCCGUUGAGUGUCAAGAAGGAACCAGUAUCGGGAGGAACCAGCGACUUCGAGAUGCUGCUCAAGAAGGAGGACUUUGAUCUCAGCAACAGCGGCGGACUGAUCCACCAUCCGUUGCAGCAUGGCCAGCCGCAUCCCAUACCGAUGGGCAUGCACACGCCCACUUCGUACGAUGGCAACAACAGCAACAACAGCUAUCCGCAGGCGGCUGGCAGUGGGAGUGGCAGUCAUACGCCGCACACCACCAGUGCCCAACAACAGCAGCAACCCACGCCCACUACCACCACGCCCGUGAAGGUCGAGAAGCUGCUGCAAUCGCCCAUCGCCCGGUUGGAGGCCCGGAAGAAGGAGCGCCGGAAACAGCGGCCCAAUUCGCUGGAGUCCAGUGCCGAGAGCGAGGCCAGCGGCAUGGACGUAGACCCCAGCAAUCCUGGCCAAGUGGACGCCGUCUCCAGCACGGCCAACUUCAAGAGUCCCCUCAGUGCCCUGGGCAUGGGGGAUAGCAACGAUGCCAAUGCCAGCGGAUGCGACAAGCAGUCGAAGAAGAAGCGCAAGCGGUGCGGCGAAUGCGUGGGCUGCCAGCGCAAGGACAAUUGCGGCGAGUGCGCUCCUUGCAGGAACGACAAGAGCCACCAGAUCUGCAAGCAGCGCCGCUGUGAGAAGCUCACCGAGAAGAAGGAACCCAAAGCCAAAACCAUGGUCUUCGGAGCCGAUGGUCAGCCCGUUCGACCCGAUUCGAAACGCGGCCGGGGCAAAGGAAAGUCCGCCAACUCCGGAAAUGGAUCGGUUAACGCCACAGGUAUCGCCGCCGGCAAUGGAACACCAACAACUGGGCAGUCACGCGCCCGCAAAAACUCCACCAAAGCAAACAAACUGAAUGCAGCCGCUGCAUCAGCAACAUCGCCUCGUCUAAGUCCAGUGCCGGCAGCAACACUGUUGCCGCAGCAAUCGCCAAAUACCACAGCAGCAACAGGCAACCUGCAGCAGCAACAGCAGCAGCAAUACCAGCAGCAUCAGCAACUUUUGUCGCAGCAACAGCAGCAACUCCUGUCGCAGCAGCAGCAACAGCAAUAUCAGCAGCCGCAGCAGCAACAGCAGCACUUCCAGCAGCAACAGCACUUGCAGCAGCAGCAGCAGCACGCACAGCAGCAACAUUUGCCACAGCAGCAACAUCAGAUAACCGCACAAAUCCAAACCAUGAAGGAUCAACCGCAGCAACCCAUGGCACCCAUGGCCUUCUAUCCCACAUGGCAGGCGGAUCCGUCGCAGGGCUGGCAGAACCAGUUCAUACAGCAGAUACCACAGAACACACCGGCCAUAACGUCCCUGAAUUCGCUGGACUUCCAGACGCAGUCGUAUGCGUAUCCCUCGAACGGCUAUGUGCAGUCGGGCCUGGGGUUCGAUCCCAACUAUGGCCGAUCGCCAUAUGCGGCGCCAGUGCAGCGCUACGAUUUCCAGAGUCAGCAGUUAUCCUCGGCUCCGUCGGCCAUCAAUCAGGUGGGUCUGCAGGGGUUUGCUCCCAGUUACGCCACCCCAGUGCCGCCCUCGCAGCAGCAGCAACAGCAGCAGCAGCAGCAACAGCAACAGCAGCAGCAGCAACAGCAGCAACAUUUGGGAGCGGAUCUGAAUAAGACGAUGUCGUCGGGAAACGACACGCCUGGAUAUCCGCGGGUGAGCAGCGUGCCGCCGCGCUCACUCAACUGUAACGGGUAUUCAGGCGAUUACAGCGGUUCCCCAACCACCAACAGCAGCAACAGUAACAACAACAGCAACAACAACAACAACAGUAGCAGCAACAACACCAGCAACAACACUAGCAACAGCAAUCCCCCCACAGUGGUAAGUGGUGGCACCACCACCCCAGCACCACCGCCCACUGUAGUGGCUCAGCCAGCCUCUUCGCCCAUGCAACCACCCAACCAGGCGGUGCCGCAGUCGCCCACGCGCAGCAACAUGUUGCAGGUGCAGCAACAGCAGCAGCAACAUCAGUCGCCCACGGGCAAUGGCCUGCAGCCCUAUGUGGCACCCCAGCAGCAACAUCUCGCCUCGCCACCCAUGCAGGAUUGGAACUGGCAGCAGCAGCAACAACAGCAGCAGCAGCAGCAACAGCAGCAGCAACAGCAGCAAUCUCUGGCUGGUGAGGGCUAUCCGCAGGGUGAAAGACUACACCUAAACACCCGCAUCAAGUCCAUGAUUAUGCGCAAAAGUGAUCCCAAGGAUCCGCCGCCUGAUUUGCAGCAACAGCAGCAGCAGCAGCAACAGCAGCAACAGCAGCAACAACCGGCGGUGCAGCAACAACAGACCGGUCAUUUUUUAUCGUAUAGCCACCAUCUCCGGCCCGAAGCGGCGCUGAGCGCCAACGGACCGAGCAGUGCCACGCCCACCCACGCAAUGCCGCCCAGCCUGCAGCAGCAGCAGCAGCAACAAGUGCAGCAGCAGCAGCAGCAGCAGGUGCAGCAGCAACAACAACAGCAGCAACAGGCAGUUGUUGGUGGGACAGUUGCUGCCGAGCCGAUCGGAGGUGGUGGCGAUCACAUCUGGAAGCCACACCACGCCAACUCAUUCAAAAAGCCCAGCGUGGUUAGUGGUUACCCAGCCGGACAGGAUGCCCAGUUGCAGCUGCAGUUGCAGCAACACCAGCCAGGCCAACACACGACCAUCAGUCAUUCAGUGGAGCCACCAGUGGUGGUCUCUGCACCGCCCAUUCCGGUGGCCACGCAACCCAAGAAAUCCCGGAGUCGCAGUAAAGCCAGCAGAGCAGCAGCUGCGGCAGCAGCAGCCGCAGAAGCAGCAGCGGAAAUCGAUAGGGAUCGCAACUCCACAGAUCCCGGAGGCGGUGGUGGCCUGAUGAAGCCCCUCAGUGGCGCCCACUAUCCCCACCCGCAUCCGCACGGAGGAGCACCCAAUCAGGACUAUCACACGCAGUACAUUAAAACCGAACCGGGUCUCCUCGGACCCCCGCAGCCCAAUAAAAUGGAGGGCUACGAGCGGAACUACCAGAAUUUCAUUCAGUACGCAGACUUUUGCCAAAACGAUGGUCAGGGUCAGCCGGUGCAACAGCAUCAUGGUCAUGGGCAGCAGGACUACGCCGGCUAUCACCACAAUUCAGCUUAUUAUGGGGCCGGAGCCAGUAGUUUUCAGCAGAAUUUCCAGCAGAAUUUUGUCCCCGGAUAUCAGCACUCCACUUACGGAGGCAGAGGAAAGCCACCCGCCAAUCCAACGCAUCAAAUCCAUGGACAUGGCCAGAGUUUGAUGGAAUUGGACAGGAAACCGGACACACAGAGCAUUAUACCACUGCCCACGAACUAUGAGAAGGAUAUACCCGCCUAUCCCAUUCCGCCGCAUCGAUAUGCGCUGGGACAUGGAGCUCCACCGCCGCAUUUGAGUCACCACGGGAUGCUGGAGCCCAAGAUCGAGGAUAUGGGAAUGCUGGGACAUGGCGGGGGCUAUGCCUAUCUGGGCGGUGAGGGAAAACCGCUGAACAAUGGCUUCUCCUGCUGCCGACAGGGCGGAACUCGACCGCCCACGGCAGAGCACUUAAAGGAUGGCACCUGCCUGGGAUUGGGCAUUCAGCCCAAGGAGGAACUCAUCGACGAGGACGAGCUCAUCGACACCCAUGGCAAUGGGCUGAAGCCCAUUGGGGGCGUGGGCAAGGCCAAGGGUAAGCAGAAGCCCGACGAGAUACCCGAAAUCGUGGUGAAGCACGAGAAGAUCAACCCCAUGUUCGACACCACGGAUCGACUGGAGAAGGGCAACAAGACCGAGAUUCCCGAGUGCGAGUGCUUCCAGUCCGACAAGAAUCCUCCGGAGCCGGGCACAUACUACACGCAUCUGGGCACGGCAUCCUCCCUAAUGGAAUUACGAAGAGAAUUCGAGGAGCGUUGCAAUCUCACGGGUCGCCAGUUGAGGAUCGAGAAGAUUGUCUACACGGGAAAGGAGGGCAAGACUUCCCAAGGAUGUCCAGUGGCCAAGUGGGUCAUCCGAAGAGCUGAUCUCGAAGAGAAGAUUCUGGUGGUGGUCAAAAAACGACCAGGUCACAGAUGCAUAGCUGCCUACAUAGUGGUGUGCAUGGUGGCUUGGGAUGGAAUGCCUCGUUUGGAGGCGGAUAAUGCCUACAAGAAUCUGAUCCCGAAGCUCAACAAAUACGGCCUGCCCACCACGCGAAGAUGUGCCACCAAUGAGAAUCGCACCUGUGCCUGUCAAGGACUCGAUCCGGAAUCCUCUGGUGCCUCGUACUCCUUCGGCUGCUCCUGGUCGAUGUACUACAACGGCUGCAAGUACGCCCGCUCCAAGACGGUGAGGAAGUUCCGGCUGUCGGUGAAAAGCGAGGAGGCUGCCAUCGAGGAUCACAUGAACCUGAUUGCCACCCUGCUGGCACCGGUCUUCAAGCAAGUGUGUCCGCGGUCCUACGACAAUCAGACGAAGUACGAGCACGAGGCCAGCGAUUGCCGGCUGGGCCUGGAGCCCGGGAAACCCUUUUCCGGGGUGACAGCCUGCCUGGACUUCUGCGCCCACUCGCACAGGGAUCUGCACAACAUGCAGGACGGCUGCACGGUGCAUGUGGCUCUGCUGAAGCCCGGCAAUCGGGACACCCGCCUUCCGGAUGACGAACAGUUCCACGUCCUGCCCCUGUACACGAUGGACGGCACCGACGAGUUCGAGAGUGUCGAGGGCCAGCGGGACAAGCACCGCACCGGUGCGGUGCAAAUGCUGGACAAAUUCCCCUGCGAAGUACGCGUGCGAUCGACCCCGUUGAUACCCUGCAGAAGGCAUGGCAAAAAGCGGAAGGAGGGCGACGAGGCGGCGCCACCGGAUGGAGAUCAGGAUGCGGUGGGCGAUGCCAACAGUCAGAGCAGCUCCAGCAAUGGUGGUGCUCCCACGCAGGGCAACAACAGCAACCAGCAGAGUAGUCCACCAGCUUUGGGUUCGGCCAAUCACAUCAAGAAGGAGAACGGGGUGGCCGCCAACGGAGGAGGAGGAGGAGGAGGAGGAGGAGGAGGUGCGGGAUCAGCCAAGUCCAAGGGCAAGGGCAAGUCCAAUCAGUCCAAUAACUCCAGUGCUUCCACGCCGGGAUCAGCGCCGCCUUCGACUCCCUCGCCGCGAUGCCAAACGCCAGUGACGAACAAUCCCAGUCCGGCGGGCAGUGCUUUCAGCACCCCACCCGUCCAUGGCUCCAAUCCCAAUCCUGCCCAGAGCAAUGGUCAGACCAGCACGGGCAAUCAGCCGGGCCAGCUAAUGAGCUCCAACUCCAGCCUGAUGAACAUGGCCACCAUGAUCGACACGUUCACCGAUGCCCAGCUGCAGUCCAAUCAGAUCUCAAGCACUGUCUUGGAUUCCCCGUACUCCUAUGACUAUCAGACGGGUUCGUAUAUCGACUCCAGGAACUACUAUGGCCAGUGGCCCACGCCUCAUGCUCCCAUGGGCAUGCAGGUGGGCGGAGGGGCAGGAGCUGGAGGUCCUGGAAACCCUGGAGCAGCUGUUCCCGGAGUGGGUCCACCCUUGACACCCACCACGCCCACGGCUCAGCCGCAAUUGGCCACACCCACUGCUCUGCCAGGCGGCGGAGGAGCGCCGGCUGCAGCUGCACUGCCAGCUGCUGCUGCUCCUCCUGCUGCUGCUUCUGCUGCUGCUGCCAUCACAGCCAAUGCUCAGCUGGAGACGAGUAAUGGCUAUGGCACGGGUAGCUAUCAAACGCUGGUCUCCAAUCCCGCCUCGAAUCUGGUCAAUCCGGGCGGAGGAGUGGCCCCACCUGCCGAAGUGCAGCACUUACAACAGCAACAGCAGAAUCCGCAGCAGCAACAGGGUUCGCUAAUACCCAGCCUAGUGGGUGGCCCACCUGGUGGUGACCUCAAGAGCAGACUGGUCAGUGGCGAGGAGAAUCCCGAUUCUACUACGCUAGUGAACCACCAUCAUCAUCAUCAUCAGCAUCACAAUCUGACGGAGAGCAAGUUGACUGCCCUGACUUCCAUGCAACCGAUGACGAACCUGGCCCAAUUGACCACCUCGCAUCAUCCGCCGCAUCAGGAGGGAUUCGUGAAGCCGAAGCCACCGCAUCAGCCCAGUGACUACACGGCCCAGUACACGGCUCAGUAUCCGAAUAACUACCAGAUGUAUCCACCGCCGCCGCCACCGCCACACUCGGCCUACUCCGCCUACGAUGCCUACCAGAACAUGAACUACAACUAUGGUUAUCACCAGGCGUACUCACCCUACGGCAUGUAUCCCCAGCAGACGCCGCCGCCCACGCCUCCGCCGCCCUCUCCCAACUGGAAUAUGUAUGGUCAUCACCAGACGACGGGCGCUGUGAACUCCGGCUAUGGCGGAGUGGCCAAUCCUGCGGUGUUGGCCAGUCCAGCGGGUGUCAGCCUACAGAAGCCCAUAGUGCAGCAUCAGCAGGUGCAACAGCAGGUGCAACAGCAGGUGCAGCAGCAGGUGCAACAACAGCAACAACAACAACAACAGGAACCUCCACAAACCAUCCUGCCCGAGCUGAGUAAUGGCCAAACCACUGCCGAAACAGUGGCCACGCCCACGCCAGCUGGAGAAACGUCUCCCAGCAAUGAUGCAGUAUCGUUGCAGCCAGGAAAUCCAGUAAAUCCAGGUAAUCCUGGCAAUCCAACAGCUGCCACACCAGCUCCCUCGCCGGGCAGCACAAACUCCAGCAAAAUCGAACCCAUUGGCGAGGUGGCCGAGAUCAAUGAGAACAUCGAGGCCUUCCAGGAUCCACAGAUGGGGGGCGUGGCCAUUGCUUUGAAUCAUGGCAGUGUCCUCAUCGAAUGUGCCAAACAUGAAAUGCAUGCCACGACGGCAGUGCGAAGACCAGAUCGUCAUCAUCCCACCCGGAUGACGCUGAUCUUCUACCAGCAUCGCAAUCUCAACCGAUGUCGUCAUGGCAUCGACGAGUGGGAGGAGAAGAUGCGGGUGAAGAAGAUCAACACGGAUCUGGACAAUAAAGCCAAAGAGGAACGCGAGCGUUUGAUUAAGAAGGCAGCUGGCGAGGAUCUGGACGAGCUGGAUGAGGAUGGACUCAUGCAGGACGAACCCAUGACAGUGCCGGUGAAGAAAGAAACCUCGAAUGGCGGCCAAAACAUGAAGAACGGAGCCAGUGGCAGUAAAAAGAAGAAAAGUAGCGCCGCCGCUGAGGCUAAGAAAAACCUGCAAAAUAACAGCGAGCAGUCAAAAAACGAGAAGGUUGCCCUCCAUGCACCAACACUGACGACCACGUCGUGGACGACCCUGUUCCCCAUGCAUCCGUGCGUGGUUUCGGGGAAAUAUCCGGAGGGCAAUAGCAGUCCGACCUCGUCCACGAACAACGCCCCUGGUGGCUGCCCCCCAUCGCAGUUGCCCCCGGCACCGCCUCCUGGCAGUGGGCUCCUCCCUCCGCCCACGGCCACGCCCACUGGCACCGCAGCAGCAGCACCACAGCCGCCCACUCCGCAUCAGCAGCCGCAUCAGCCGCAUCAGCAGCAGCAGCAGACCUGAAUCUCUUCAGGCUGAGGGGUUACUACUGGUAGUCCCUAAUCUUAAGCAUCCACAUAAAGCAGCCCUGUUCCAAAAUUGAAUAUCGAUAGGAUUAGGCGGUUUGGAAAACAAAAAAAACCUGAUAAUAUAUUUCAAGUUAAAGAAAUUAAAAUGGUUUAAAAAAAAACAUUCAGAAAA
This is a messenger RNA of Drosophila elegans, 9308 nucleotides long. RefSeq names its product DNA N6-methyl adenine demethylase (gene Tet). Gene Ontology annotation, cellular component: nucleus. Gene Ontology annotation, molecular function: DNA 5-methylcytosine dioxygenase activity; zinc ion binding; DNA binding. Gene Ontology annotation, biological process: oxidative demethylation; positive regulation of transcription by RNA polymerase II. The record is from RefSeq and is a predicted model, not a curated record. NCBI's taxonomy places the organism in Eukaryota, Metazoa, Arthropoda, Insecta, Diptera, Drosophilidae. The transcript is spliced from 10 exons. Bases 420 to 9131 code for a protein of 2903 amino acids.